Messenger RNA from Anarrhichthys ocellatus (wolf-eel), 2354 nucleotides. It is a transcript of the gene atf6b, whose product is annotated as activating transcription factor 6 beta. Gene Ontology annotation, molecular function: RNA polymerase II cis-regulatory region sequence-specific DNA binding; DNA-binding transcription factor activity, RNA polymerase II-specific. Gene Ontology annotation, biological process: endoplasmic reticulum unfolded protein response; regulation of transcription by RNA polymerase II. Gene Ontology annotation, cellular component: nucleus. Lineage: Eukaryota; Metazoa; Chordata; Actinopteri; Perciformes; Anarhichadidae. The record is from RefSeq and is a predicted model, not a curated record.
UAGUCUGUCGCUAUCUGCAGCAGCACCACAACACAACGCCUCUGUGAUUAUUACUUAUUAUUAUUAAUAUACUAUGAGUACGGACCUAAUAUCUGAUCUGGACACGCGCUUCUUCGCUGAUAACCUCCUGACAAGCGAAGACUGGGAUGCCUGUCUGUACCAGUGUGAGAGCAUGGAGGAGGGAGAGGACGCCGACUUCAGCCGGGGGCCGAAAUACGAGCCGACGUUCGACAACGACCUCGUGCUCACCCUCGAUCCUGACAACCCCACGUCGCCGUGGCAACACCUCGACGACAACCUUCUCACAGGAGAAACUCCUGUGAUCAAAAGUGAAAUGACCAUCACUCAACCGUUACCUGUGGAAAUGUUGUUCAAGGUGAAAGCCGAGCCUCCUUCUCCUGCUUCCUCACUCGGGUCCGACUGCUCUUCUUUGGCACCAGACCCACAGAUCACGGUGAAAGGUGAAAACCCUCCGACUCCUCCGUACAUGUACGGAGACGUUCUGUCUCCUCCGCUGGGCUCCAUGGAGAUCACCGUGGCAACGUCAGCCGUACCCACCCGACAGACGCAGACGAGGUUACCGACGAUGACGCAGAUCCCGGCAGUCGUCGGUGGACGACCGACGCAGACCGCCGUUCUUCCGGCUCCGGUCACGCUGAAGACCUCCAUCCUGAGCACCAAGACCCCCAUCCAGCCCAGACCGGUCUGUGUCACCACCAUCCCCGUCACACAGACCUCCACACCGGCCAAGACCCUCAUCCUGCAGGGCCUCCCCUCCAUGGACCAGAGCAGACCUGUGGUCUUGUCUCAGUCGGUGUGUCUCGGUUCGUCUCCGACCAUAGUAAAGAUGGAGCCUGUAUCUCCCAGCAUUCCUCAGCACUGCUCCAGCCCCACGGCUCCGCCCACCAGCAAACCCAUCGUCCCGGCGACAACGGCAUUACCCGGCAACAACGACAUCGACAUGAAGGUGAUGAAGCGGCAGCAGCGGAUGAUAAAGAACCGGGAGUCGGCCUGCCAGUCGAGGAAGAAGAAGAAGGAGUACCUGCAGAACCUGGAGGCUCAGCUCAGAGAGGCGCAGCAGGAGAACGAACGCCUCCGCCGGGAGAACCAGGCGCUGAGGGAGAGACUGGCCGGGAAAGAGGGCAGCGACUCAGCAAGCAACAAGAGGGCCGUGUGUGUCAUGGCCGUCCUGCUGUUCAUGACCUUCAGCUUCGGACCCGUCAGCAUCUCUGACAGGAAGCUCUCGGGCCUCCAGGACGGCGUGGUGACGUACACGGGACGCCGGCUGCUGGAGAUCGAACAGCAACAACAACAAAAACAACAACAGCCUCCGAGCAGAGUGGAGGACAGAACGGAGACGGAGGAGGACGCAGGAGACGAGGCUGCAGAGUCUUAUCAGUUCAGGAACCUGAGCGACGUGUUCGGUGACAUGAAGGAUCUGGUUCUUCAGGACAUCGAUCGUUACUUCAGCUCUUCAGACUGCAGACAGUUCAACCGCUCAGAGUCUCUCAGACUAGCAGACGAGUUGAGAGGUUGGGUUCAACGACACCAGAUCGACAGGAAGAAGUCUGGAGGAAAACCCAAAGUCGCCAAGAAAGCCAAGAUCGCCCAGAAAGCUCAGCUGAGGAAGACGAACUUCUCCAGAUAUCUCCCGAUCCAGGCUCACCGCUCCAUAGAAAGUCAGCUGCAGGUGCUUCCUGGUCCUGAGGUCACUUACAGCGACUUCCUGGACGCCAUCGACCGCAGAGAGGACACGUUCUACGUCGUCUCCUUCAGACGGGAUCACCUGUUGCUGCCGGCCAUCAGCCACAACAAAACCAGCCGACCUAAGAUGUCUCUGGUGAUGCCGGCCAUGUCUGUGAACGAGAGCCUCUAUAACUCCUCUCAUGGCUACGAGAUGAUGAUGCAGGUCGACUGUGAGGUCAUGGACACCCGCAUCGUCCCCAUCAAGUCCUCCGCCGUCCCGCCGUCUCUCCGCGACCCGCCUCCGCCUCCCCCUCCUCCCCCCACCACCACCACGGGAACCACACCUCGCUGCGAGGGCGCCACCACCACCACCACUCAUCUCAGAGGCAACCUUUACCCGCCCGCCGACGGACAGACGAAUAUCUAAUCAGCCAAUCAGAAGGGGUCUGAGGGAAGGUUAAAGGUUUCACGUUGAGUCUUUAAAAAGCAUCUUCUUCAUCAUCGACAGGUAACACUCGCACAUCUCUGAUCUCUGGAAGAGAUUCCUGCAGUUUUUCUGGAAACCGGAAAAGUCGAGAGAAUCGUCCACAAAACGCCCGCAGGACGAUUUAAAUCACUAAUUCAAAAUGGCCGAUAGAAACUCGACUCUCUGUGGAAGAUAAUAUUCU